Colletotrichum gloeosporioides is the source of this 1251-nucleotide messenger RNA. RefSeq names its product Juvenile hormone epoxide hydrolase 1. Gene Ontology annotation, molecular function: epoxide hydrolase activity. The transcript has 7 exons. Lineage: Eukaryota; Fungi; Ascomycota; Sordariomycetes; Glomerellales; Glomerellaceae. The record is from RefSeq and is a predicted model, not a curated record. Bases 1 to 1251 code for a protein of 416 amino acids. Gene Ontology annotation, biological process: epoxide metabolic process.
AUGUCCGACUACGCUCAACCCCCACACACCCCCACCCUCGACAUCUCGCCCUUCAGCCUCGCCACGCCGCCGGAAGAGCUGCAAGAACUGCGCGACCUCGUGCGCCUGUCGAAGCUCGGGCCGAGAACGUACGAGAACUCGUCUGCGGGCGGGAAGUACGGCGUCGAGUACGCGUGGAUGGCUGAGGCGAAGGACCGCUGGGCGGAGGGGUUUGACUGGACGGCUGUUGAGGGUCGUGUGAACGAGUAUCCCAACUUCAAGGCCAAAGUCGUCGACGACGACGGAGCUCCGUACUCGAUCCACUUUAUCGGCCUCUUUUCGCAAAAGAAGGAUGCGAUCCCGUUGAUGUGCAUCCACGGCUGGCCGGGCAGCUUCCUUGAAUUCAUCGGCUUCCUCUCAGCCUUGAAAACCAAGUACACCCCCGACGACCUCCCCUACCACGUCAUCGUCCCGUCCCUCCCAGGCUACGCUUUCUCCGACUCCCCGCCCGUCGACAGAGACUGGGUGCUGCAGGACUCUGCACGGCUGCUGCACAAGCUCAUGGUCGGGCUGGGCUUUGAGGGCGGCUACGCCGUGCAAGGCGGCGACAUCGGGAGCUACACGGCGCGGAUCAUGGCGCGCACGUAUGACUCUUGCAAGGCGCUUCAUCUGAACUUUUGCGCCAUGACGUGUCCCGAGGAGGCAGCAGACACGCCGCUCGAAAAGUAUGAGCGAGAAGCCCUUGAGAGGAGCGACAAGUUUGUCAAGUUUGGCACCGCGUAUGUGAUGGAGCAUGCUACGAGGACAGCUACGAUCGGCUUCGUGCUGUCGUCGAGUCCUCUGGCGCUGCUUGCCUGGAUUGGCGAGAAGUUCCUCACGUGGACGCACGAAACCCCCUCCAUGGACGAGAUUCUCGCCUCCGUCACGCUUUACUGGCUCACCCAGACCUUUCCCCGCGGUGUAUACCCGUAUCGACAGGAAGUCAUUGACGACACGCACGGUUCGAUGACCGACGCGGAGUGUCGGAGGGUGAUCAAGGACGGCGCGAAGCGGUACAUGUUCCACCCGGACCCGGAGUAUCACUGCGAGAAGCCGAUGGGGUAUUCGUGGUUCCCGUACGAGAUUGUGCCGGUGCCGAGGGCGUGGGCGGCGACGACGGGGAAUCUGGUCUGGUACCGGCCGCAUGAGAAGGGCGGGCAUUUUGCUGCGUAUGAGCAGCCAGAGGCUUUGCUGGGUGAUGUCGAAGACUUCUUGAAGCAGGCCUGGGUUUAA